AUGGCUGUGAAAACCAGUAAAAUAGAUGAAAAAACGAUAAGAAAUCACAUGGUAAACAGUUCUAAUAAGCAAUUUCAUGAAAUUGAAGACAAUGUCUUCUCACCAAAUUACCUUGAACAACCCAUUCAAAAUAAAACUGACUUUGAUGAUGGUAGAAUAUUCCGCUUACCAUCUUUAAACACUAGUGGAAAUUUACCAAUAAGAAGUCGACAUAUUGAUAGAAAUGCUGAAAGUUUUACCACCGUCGUUACUGAAAAGAUUGCUUCAAUUGGAGAACCACAAUACAAGAUACCAACAUCUCGUAAGAAUUCAGGUGAUUCAAUGACUAAAGCUAAUGGUGGUACUCAGAAAGUGGAUUACUUAUUAUUUGAUGCUCCAUCUUGGAUGAAACAAGUCAAGUUGAAAACUCCUAAUGCUAACAGCCCUGAGCGAUGUUCAUCACCACCGCCAAUUACUUUACGUAAAAGUAUUGAUGAAAAACGUGAUCCAGGAAAUUUGACUAUAAUCCAUAAGGAUAAUAUAAAAAGCGUAAAUUCUGAGAGUUUUAUAACUCAGUCAUCCAAUACAGUAACAGCGAAAAACUGGCCGAUACCGUCUACAAGUCCUCGAUCAAAUGGAACAUCUAAAUUUGCAUGGUCUGGAUCAGAUCGCUUUCCAGAGUUAGGCUCAAAGGUCAGUCGUUCUGCGGGUGUACAAAAGCCAGAAGAAGUUUACAUUGAAAAUGAUAUGAAAACGGAGUUGUUCAAAAACAAAAAUGAUACGAUACGUUGUUUAAGUGCUUCACCAAAUCACCAGAAUCUCGUAGAUUAUUCAUCACACAAGCUAGCACCACUUUCACCAUCGACAAAAAUGAUAAAUCCAAUAGUUGAAAGAGUAAAUCUUGUUAACCUACCUAGUAAAUUAAAUGAUGCAUCACAGGUAAAAGUUGCUGGAAGUCAGUUUUCAGAUCAUGAAUCCAGAUGGAUGAAGGAGAAAAAUGAAAAUCAUUUCGAAAAUAAAAUGAAUGAAUAUAACACUAAAUCAACUUUUGAACAGCCACCAUUUUCUCGAAUGAUACGUAGUUCACCUUGUAGUCCAGUUCUAGAAAGAAAUAUGACUAUUAAACAAAUAAAUGAUGAGGAAAUUUCACGUCAUCAAACAAGACAAACUGGUCUCCCACCACGUCCACUUAGAUCUCCAAUCAUGAGAAUGAGUGGUCGUUCUGCCUCACCUAUCGUUAGUCGAAUACCUUCGAAAACACAAUCGUCUACUCAAUUCGGUAAUGGUACUACAACAUCUACUCGAAUUGAUCCAGUCACUGGUGAAGUUCAACAUGUGACUUCACGCACAAGAUCAUAUACAGAUUUAAAUCAAAACGCUACAGUAACCGAAUUUGAAGAAAACAUUCGUGCAGAAGGAGAAACUGAAGUGAGAGUUGUCAGGCGAAAAACCAGAAAAAUAAAACCAAGUACGAACAGAGAAUCACGGAUGACCGACAGUUCAGGAUUUCAUCAAGAUUCAAGAAGCUGUCAGCGUACAGAAGAAAUAAAAACUGAAAGAAGAGCUGAAGAAGAGCUUCAUUAUCAAUAUCCUAUGUCUAAAGUUCAGCCGCAUAGAACAGCAAGUCAAACAAAUAUCAGUGGACCGACAUCGAUGACUAAAACAGCAUGGUUAUCAGAGACUAAUUUGAGAAACAGUUCAAUGUGUAAACAGCCACCAAUGUACUCAACAUACUCUGCCCAUAAAGAAAAUAUGCGUCGUAUGCAGGAACAAAGAAGAACAGAGGAUUGGCAAGCUUCUAACAGACAGCUGCAUGAUUCAAGGUCAGUCGGUAGUCGUGCCGUCCUUGAAGAAAUGGAAACUAUAACACUACAACCAAUUGGUCGGGGAGUACAUGAUCUUGAACCACCCACUGGUUCAAUAGCUCGUUCGGUUAGAGCUAACACACCAACUGCAAAUAGAUCAUAUUCUGGUGGCUGGGAUCAACAAGAUGGUUUUCGUACAAUUGCAACAACAAAUUACCACCGUGAAAUGCAUACAUCUGGACCUCAAUCACCAUAUCUUGGAGCAGUUAGACAAAAUUCACAAUAUGAAGCAACACCGAUGGUCAACCGAUCAACGUUCCAACAAUCUGAAAGUAAUUGGAAAACUACCACACCCUUUUCACCUACCGGAAGCUUGUGUGGAACUAAUGUCGCUGUUGAUGCUGUGGAUGGUGAUGUGUCAGGCAUGCGUCAGGUUGUUGAAACUUCGAAAUACUGGUAUUUACCAGGGAUCUCACGACCAGAUGUGAUUGCAUUACUACGUGACAAGGAACCUGGAAGCUUUGUCAUUCGUAACAGUAAUACAUAUGCAGACAGUUUUGGAUUAGCUUUAAAAAUUCCUCCAAGUUCACCGAGAGGAGUGCUCAACAAAGAUGAUCCUCAAUCUGAAUGGGUUCGUCAUUUUUUGAUUGGCACCGUCCCUAUGCAUGAUGGACGUGGGAAUGGAGUUCAUCUUAGGGGAUUUUCGAGUGAUCCAACAUUUCCUAGCUUAGCAGCCUUCGUUCAGUAUCAUAUUAAUCGACAAGGAGCUCUACCAUGUACACUCCGCCUUCCUACAGUCACUAAUCAUAUGCUCUUCAACCAGCAACGAACAAUCGUUAACGAUCAAACAGCCUAUAAUACAGAAACACCAUUACCUACUGUAGUACCAAGUAGCACAAUGACUGUAGAUAUGUUAUAUCUUGGUUCAGUUGAAGUUGACCGCCUUGAAAAUAUGAAUGCUGCAAGUCGUGGAAUAGGUAAAAUAAUUAGUCUUGCAGAAUCUUAUGCAAAUGGAUUACCAAAACAGUGUGAAGUUCAAAUCAGAGUUGUUCCACAUGAAGGCUUCAUUUUUAUGGAGAAAUCUAGACGAAGUGUAUGGAAAAAAGUGAUCAAGCCAAGUAAUCUACUUUGGUGUGGUAUAGAUCCAGAAAAUCGAGAGUUUAAUGACGUGGAAUUACGGUCCAAAGGAAUGUAUGGUUCCAAGAUAUUUGCUGUAGUCGCUCGUAAACAACGAUUUUGGCUGCAUGAAAAUGUGGUUUAUGUAUUCUGUGAAAUAAAUCAUAGUUAUUCAGCUAACAAUUUAGUACGAUAUGUGAAUUCUGUAUUUCCUUGUUUAAGGGAUUAA
Messenger RNA from Heterobilharzia americana, 3129 nucleotides. NCBI's taxonomy places the organism in Eukaryota, Metazoa, Platyhelminthes, Trematoda, Strigeidida, Schistosomatidae. The record is from the annotation of a GenBank genome assembly.